AGACCAAAAAGAAUUCAAUAUGGCCUCUUCUCGUGCUGCACGUGUCUGUGCAAGAAAUGCACUAAAAAUUUUCAAUUUCAAACCUUCUGAAAACUCAGUGAAAUGUGAAUCGCGAUUGAUACAAGUAUUAAAAGGUUCAACCAGUUCUAGUGGAUCUCUGUCCCCCUUGAGCAUCUCCAGCAAGUCAAGACGAGUCUUUCUCGCUGUUAAUAAAAGAUUCAACUGUGACAAGUCUAUCGUUGAAAGUAUAACUCGUUCGUCCACCCCCAUCAGCAAUGUGUUGGCUUCAGGAAACACAUCAUUACUUAUAACUUUGUGUUCAGCUCUUGAUGAGCUUUCUACCGAAGGUGAUGAAGACUCAACAAAUAGGAAGAAACGUAUAUAUCUUGCUGGACGAUUGAACGACGAUCCAUAGAUCUAGAUGAGUCGCACAGUUGUGUUUUAUAUUGGAUAUUUUAUGAGCUACAGGUGUAGCAAUUUGAUGUAAUUUUUAAUCAAAAUGCAUGGAUCUGUGCUUACAUAGUUUUUGAUUAACUAUUUAUGUCAUGUGGUUCAUUACUGGUGGUAAAAAAAUUUUAGAAAUUGAAAA
Messenger RNA from Xenia sp. Carnegie-2017, 589 nucleotides. RefSeq lists its product as uncharacterized. Bases 20 to 415 code for a protein of 131 amino acids. The record is from RefSeq and is a predicted model, not a curated record. The transcript is spliced from 3 exons. Lineage: Eukaryota; Metazoa; Cnidaria; Anthozoa; Malacalcyonacea; Xeniidae.